This is a messenger RNA of Daldinia decipiens, 2043 nucleotides long. RefSeq names its product carboxyl transferase. The record is from RefSeq and is a predicted model, not a curated record. Gene Ontology annotation, cellular component: methylcrotonoyl-CoA carboxylase complex; mitochondrion. The transcript has 3 exons. Gene Ontology annotation, molecular function: methylcrotonoyl-CoA carboxylase activity. The coding region runs from base 275 to 1996 and encodes 573 amino acids. NCBI's taxonomy places the organism in Eukaryota, Fungi, Ascomycota, Sordariomycetes, Xylariales, Hypoxylaceae. Gene Ontology annotation, biological process: L-leucine catabolic process.
CUGAUCACCCUCGGCUUAUUCCUUCCCCCGAGACAUCAUGUAGGUAUGCAUGUACAAUACAUAAACUGGUGACGGUAAACCUCGGCAUAGCGGCUAUAAGCGGUAUCCGCCCCAAAGCUUCCCUCGUUUCCCGACGUCAGCUCCCUCAGCUUUCCCUCAGCUUUCCCUCAGCUUCCCCGUCUUUCAACAUUCCUCGUUAGCUCCCCUAUGUAGUUUCUUUUCUACAUAACGCCUGUUUGCAGCAGCAUGUAGUAGAACGCACACUUUGGCCAAGAUGUCUAUACCAAGAUGUUCGAGGGAUCUUCUAGGCUUCUCACGCCAAUUGACCCGACAAUGUACACGAUACCCCCGCCGAGCCCCUCAUGUUCGUCUGUCCGCUCGAGCAGUCGCGUCUUAUACGGCCCCGUAUCAAGCGAACGCCAUUUCCGUAAUACAGACCAAUGUAGACUCGACCUCGGACGAGUUCAAGGAGAACGAGCGGCUUAUGAACGAAGCCAUGGCCCGCCUAGAGCAGCUGACACGCUCGGCACAGCAGGGCGGCCCCGCGAAAGCAAGGGAUAAACACAUAGCGAGGAAGAAGAUGUUACCACGGGACCGAGUUACGGCGUUGGUAGAUCCCGGGACGACGUUCAUGGAAUUGUCGCCCCUGGCUGGUCACGAGCUCUACCCGGAGGCAGACGUACCCGCGGGAGGUAUUAUUACUGGGAUUGGUGUCGUAGAGAGUGUUACAUGUAUGAUUGUUGCCAACGACAGCACGGUGAAGGGCGGUACUUAUUACCCAAUCACUGUGAAGAAGCAUCUAAGAGCCCAGGCCGUAGCCCAGGAGAAUAAAUUACCUUGCAUAUAUCUGGUGGAUUCUGGCGGUGCAAACCUCCCUCAUCAGUCAGAUGUCUUCCCAGAUAGAGACCAUUUUGGUCGUAUCUUCUACAACCAGGCGAGGAUGAGCUCUCAAGGAAUUCCUCAGGUCUCUGUGGUUAUGGGUCUAUGUACAGCAGGUGGUGCCUACGUCCCUGCUAUGAGUGACGAGAACAUCAUUGUAGAGGGACAAGGUCAUAUCUUUCUAGCCGGUCCGCCUCUCGUCAAGGCCGCUACGGGCGAAGAAGUAUCAGCCGAAGAACUUGGCGGUGGCGCUAUGCACACCUCCGUAUCCGGCGUGUCGGACUAUCUAGCCGUAGACGACGCACAUGCCAUUGUGCUCGCCAGGAGAUGUAUCAGCAACCUGAACUGGCCGCACAAGGCCGUCCCAUCUCAAACAAGCUAUUCCGAACCCCUAUACCCAGCUUCAGAACUCCUCGGUAUAGCGUCGACGAACCUACGGAAACCGUUGCCUAUCCACGAAGUUAUCGCACGAAUCGUCGACGGCUCGCACUUUGCCGAGUUCAAGCGCGACUACGGCACCACCCUGGUCACGGGCUUCGCGAGCAUCUACGGACACCACGUCGGCAUCGUGGCCAACAACGGAAUCUUAUUCGGGACAUCGGCGCAGAAGGGCGCCCACUUCAUCGAGCUAUGUGCGCAACGCGGUAUUCCGCUAGUCUUCCUGCAGAACAUCAGCGGGUUCAUGGUCGGCGCGCAGGCGGAACGAGACGGGAUCGCUAAGCACGGCGCUAAGCUAGUGACGGCGGUCGCGUGCGCUGAUGUUCCCAAGUUUACGGUCGUCGUGGGUGGGAGCUACGGCGCUGGAAACUACGGCAUGUGCGGGCGGGCGUAUAGUCCGCGAUUCUUGUGGAUGUGGCCUAACGCACGAAUCGGGGUUAUGGGCGGAGAGCAGCUUGCUAACGUCAUGGAGACGGUGGGCCAGAAGUCAGAUCCGGAGCUGAGGGACCGGAUCGAGCGUGAGAGCGAUGCUGUGUAUUCCUCGGCGAGGCUAUGGGACGAUGGUGUUAUUCCGCCGCAGCACACGCGGCGCUACCUUGGAUUGGGAUUGAGAGCCGCACUGUCGGGUAGGAACGAUGUCCAGCCCGGUGAUACCAGAUUUGGGGUCUUCCGGAUGUAACGAACACACCCGACGAACUGAAUUUACGCGCUGUUCAGAGGUAGGGA